Messenger RNA from Tigriopus californicus, 808 nucleotides. RefSeq lists its product as uncharacterized. The record is from RefSeq and is a predicted model, not a curated record. The transcript has a single exon. Gene Ontology annotation, cellular component: mitochondrion. Gene Ontology annotation, biological process: neuron apoptotic process; intrinsic apoptotic signaling pathway in response to oxidative stress. Bases 1 to 789 code for a protein of 262 amino acids. Lineage: Eukaryota; Metazoa; Arthropoda; Copepoda; Harpacticoida; Harpacticidae.
AUGUCCACUCGUGUACCCCCGUGCCCGAAACUCGUUUUCCACAGCCGUUUGAGCUUUUUCCAGAUCAGUAGCAUGAUUUUCGACUUCUUGCGUCGAGUCCUCCGUCCCUGUGGUUGGGGCGGGCUCGUGGCCCUGCGAGCCUCUUCGACAUUCUACUACAAUGAGUCGGAUUCACCUACCUUCGAGAAGCCCGAACAAGCCAUCACGAUCCAUCAGAAUUCCCAACUGACUCAUGAACAUUUACUGACUCGAUCCUGUGCGUUGUCCGUCGAGAGUGCCUCCACAUUCCUCACCCAGUUCGUCAUGUGCGUCCAAGACACCGUGGCCGACUAUGUUGAGGCUACGGCCGAGAUGGCCAUGAUCUAUUCCGAUUCUGUGAUCGCUCUCACCGAUGAGGGCAGCCAAAGGCUGGCAACGUUGAAGCCGAGGCAUUCAAGACUCAAGAAAGAGGUCCUCGACCUAGAAAUGACAUUUUUUUUCGUUAGAAAACUCUUAGACGCCAACGCCGAGGUGUGCUUUACUACGGGUGCGGAAUUCGCCUCCAUUCAAGCCUCGGAACGAAUUCAUGCCGCCGAGAAGACGGUGAAAGAGCUUUUUGAUCGAGCCAAACUGGUCGAGCUUGAACUCACCCAAGCCCAUCAAUCCCACAUUGCCCAAGUGAAUCGAAUCAUGGCCGAUCAAGAGACUCACAAAGACGAAUCCCAACCCAACCAAAACGGACCGCAUUCCAUCCCCGGCGACUCCACCGUGGAUGAAACCGUUUCCGUCGAGGAGUUUAGUACAGAAUAAUAAAGAAAUGGUAACUUUU